UAGAACCUUCUGUCAACGCAAACAAAAUUAAGUCAAAAAUAUUUCUAAAUUCUCUGUAACAACAAAAACAAAUCCGUCUGAUAAAUUAUUUUACUAAAAUCCAUGUUCUCUAAUUAUUUUUCCAUUAAUUGAAAAAGUUGGCGAGAUGGCUGAAAAGAGUGAUCAAAGUCCUACUGAUGCUGUCACUACUCCAAAGGAAGAAAAGUCCUCUGGGAAUUGGUGGGACUCCUGGCUGACAUCAGCUAAGAGCAAGUCAGUUGAAGUAUAUUCAAUGGUGAAGAAGGAUUUGGAUGAGAUUGGCACAGCUGUUAAGAGUGAAGCGAGCCACGUCUUCAAUUCUACGUCCACUGUAAUUGGAAACACUUUUAAGCUUGAUGAUGCAGAAUCGCCGGCUAAUGCAAUGAAGAAAAGUUUUAGCAGUUUCAUUGGUCAAGUGAGUACAGUUCUGAACCCUGAGCCUGACGAUGAAGACGACACCGAAGUUAUCCUAUCAUCUGGUGACACGACAAUGCUCUCCACUUACAAGAAAGAACUCGAAUCCCUCCAACGGGUAGACGCAACGUACAUAGUGCCAGCGGACAGCGCACAAUUCGACGCUUGGAAAGCGAGUCUCGACGGUGAUGUCAUCUCACCGCUAGCGGCCCGCAAACGUAUGCAGAGCAGUCCAUUGCUGAAGACGCAGUACGACAAGCUGGUGCCGGACGCUGUGUCGCACGAGGACUUCUGGGAGAGGUAUCUCUUCCGAGUGGCUCUCUUACAAGAUAGACUAGCGGCGUCAUCCCGUAAACAACCGUUAGUGGAGGAACAAACGGACCCGGUGCUCGCUCACUUGCCACCCACCGAGCCUAUACAGACAAGUCCCAAAAAAGUUCUCUCCGGAAUAAUAGCAGAGACGCCAGAAAUCGACAACGUCGUCGCGUGGGAGGAUGAAGAUUUCGCAGAUGACCUAGAACUAACAGAGGAACAACAAACCCUACUUUUAGAAGAAUAUGAAAAGGAAAUAACAUCGAAAAAGUUAAAAACGCCCAAAGACAUAACUAACAACAACGCAGACUCGCCAAAAAAGAGCAUAGACAACAAAAAAAUUGCCAUGGACAAAAAUAAAAAUAAAUCACCGAGAAAAACUAAAUCCGACGAAUGUGGCAACUUAGUUGAGGAUUAUUUUGGUGAUAAGGAAGUCAAGGAUGACGCUAGUGCAAAUUCUGAUGAAAGUUGGGAAAAAGAAUUUGAAAUUGAUGAAAAAGAGACCGUUCAAAAGGCCUGACUCUGGGCCCACUUUCUUAGACCAUAGAUAAGAAAUUAGUCUAGAAAACCAUAGACUUGGAAACAGUACUGUGUAUUCAAAUAACAGCUUAUAUAAAACUGUAUAAGGGAAAUAUAAAUGCUAUUUUUACAUAUUACAUACAUAUAUGGUCAUAGCUUAGUCAUAAUGCUAGUGUCACACAAUAAAAAAUGCCGGCAAAUUGGCAUGACAUGGGGCUUGUUCAUAAUUAAAAAAAAAACAGGUAAUAACUAGUUAUUAUUUAAAAGAAAAUUUAGUAAAGAGAGUCAUAAUACCUUAUUUAGAGGACAUUUUUACAGCCAUAGAUAAAAAUGUUGCGCCAUGAUACGUUUUGGCGCGAAAUAUAUUCAGUAUAGGUUAUAAACGCACCUUUAUUUUACGCUUCCAUUUUGAAUUAAAAUAAUUUAGAGAUAAUUUUGUCGACGUUUUCUUUUGUUAUUGUUAGGUUAAAUUCUUGUUUUUAUCAAAAAGUCUUUAUUUUAUAUUGUAACUGUCUAUUUAAUUUUAAAUUUAAAUACUUUUUAUACAUAUAUUGCCUUUAAGACUUUGAGACAAAGCUGUCUCACUACCUCCCUUGUUGAAUAUUUUUAAAAAUUUGAUCACAUUUUUGUACAAUGUAAGUUUUACAUUAUUUCUUUUUCAUUCCUCGAUGAAUUUUAUGAUUUUAUAUUUUAUUUACUUGUACUUUUUAUUAUUUGUGUAUUUCCAACCAGAGACGUAUGUGUUUUAUUACAAUAAAUGUUUAUAGUAUAUACAGGGUGGGCUUAAAUAACCGAUGGAUUUUAACUGAUUUUUAACCUAUAGACCCGUAUAAUUUAUAUCAAAUUAGGUUAAAUUUGAACAUUCAGUAAAACAGAUAAUAUAAGAUCGAUAUCUAUGGUAGUAAUUAUGACAAUUUUAAUCCAUCAGUUGUUUAUGACACCCUGUAUAUACAACCCGUUAUUGAGUAAGCUAAAUAAUAAGUAUUAGAAUGAAACAAUUGUAAUUUUAAUAUACAUUAAAUUUUUAAGUUA
Messenger RNA from Colias croceus (clouded yellow), 2295 nucleotides. Its product is annotated as BSD domain-containing protein 1-B-like. Lineage: Eukaryota; Metazoa; Arthropoda; Insecta; Lepidoptera; Pieridae. The coding region runs from base 146 to 1264 and encodes 372 amino acids. The transcript has 9 exons. Gene Ontology annotation, cellular component: cytoplasm. The record is from RefSeq and is a predicted model, not a curated record.